AUGGCGCGGCAGCGGCGGCGGUGCCGAACAGAGCGGUCUCGACCCAGAGAUCUGGAUGUGCUCUUUGCUCUGAUCAAGAAGGGUAAUUGGAGUGCCGAUCAGCCAAGCCUGCCUUACCUUGAGCGCAAGCAAUCCUGGAUGGUGCAGUCGGUAGCCGAAUAUCCCUAUCUACACUCCCCCUGGGUUGCGGCAGCAGCACGUCGAGUCGCCUCGUUCGUCUUCUUUCGUACAGCUAAUCUGCUGCGGCGCCUGGAAUAUGCGCAAAGGAUUCCGAACAAGUACAGCAUUGCGUGUGCUAUUAGCGUCCACCGCAAAAUAUCAGGCCACCAAUUCAGCCGCCGCCUUAGACAACAGCCCAAGUUGAUAGUGGCGGGCCUCCGGCAUGGAGUGGUAUACGCUAACUGCCUGGUACCUGGCAUGUUAAGAGACGAGGCCUCGAGCAUGGUUGUUUAUACGCCUAAGCACGCCGGGGCGGCCACAGAGCAUCGGAGAUAUCCGUACUAA
Molecule: messenger RNA, 504 nt
Organism: Trichoderma virens Gv29-8
Lineage: Eukaryota; Fungi; Ascomycota; Sordariomycetes; Hypocreales; Hypocreaceae
Exons: 3
Coding region: 1-504 (167 amino acids)
Source: RefSeq, a predicted model, not a curated record